This is a messenger RNA of Arvicola amphibius (Eurasian water vole), 1304 nucleotides long. It is a transcript of the gene Ripply3, whose product is annotated as ripply transcriptional repressor 3. Gene Ontology annotation, biological process: embryonic pattern specification; negative regulation of transcription by RNA polymerase II. Gene Ontology annotation, cellular component: nucleus. Lineage: Eukaryota; Metazoa; Chordata; Mammalia; Rodentia; Cricetidae. The record is from RefSeq and is a predicted model, not a curated record.
AAGGUGAGCACGCUCGGCGAGCGGGACGAGGCGCCGUCGGGCUGCGGGACUCGCGUGCCCCCCCGCACCAUGAGACCCGAGGCGGCGGCCGGAGUCCGGGAGGCGCUGGGAAGCUUCUGCCACUGUCCCGGGGAUGAUCCCGGGAGGCCACCGCUGCCGCGCGGGCCCGAAAGUUCUGUUCCAGCUCUGUGGAGACCGUGGGUGCCGCCUCCUGGAGAUGCCGAGCUGACCAGAACUGAAAGCCGGUGUGAGCCUUGGGGGAGCCAGCAAACUUCAGGAUCAAAGGGAGCCUUUGGGUUCCAGCACCCAGUCAGGCUUUACUUACCACUUUCAAAGCGACAAGAAUACCUGCAGAGCUCUGGGGAAAAAGUGCUGGCCAGCUUCCCAGUGCAAGCCACCAUUCAUUUCUACAACGAUGAAUCCGAGUCAGACUCCGAGGAGGAGCAAGAAGAGGAGGCGCAGCCCAAGUGUCUGCAGAGCCAGGAGGCACAGGACAGGGCAGUGGCCCAGCAGGAAAGGGCAGAGUAGGGCUGGCAGGCCUAUAGGAAGGAAGGAAGGAUGGUGUCCGGGGUAAGGGUCAGCGGCUUGCAGGGGGCAGUGAGUACUCCAGCAAGUGAAGUGCGUCUGGGGGCAGCCUUGCCAGGAUGCAGGUCAAGUGUGUGCAUGUAUGUGAUUCUCUGUGUGUGUGUGUUUGUGUGUUUGUGCGCGCACGCAUGCGUGCAUGCAUAGGUCUGUGUGUGUCUGUGCGUCUCUCUCUCUCUGUGUGUGUGUGUCUGUGUGUCUGUGUCUGUGUGUCUGUGAUCCGUACCUUUGGGUGUGUGUCAACACAGGUUGUUAUCAGGAAGAAGACUUUCCGAGCUCAUUCAGCUCUUACUCUGAAAGCUACUCCCUCCUAAGAACACCAUCCCUCCCUUGCCCAGAGACCCAUUAUCCAGCCUAUCUUGCUUUCAUAAAAAUCAUUUACAUAUUAACUCUCAUAUUAAGGGUUUAUUUGGUUCCUCAGUAGCUGUCUGAAAAAAAUGGUUUUUUUUUUUUUGUAAAAACAACAAAAAAGUGAAAUACUGAAUAAUUUCUACCGGAGUAAGAAGCAAGAAAAUAUGAUCUUUUUAGGGGAUAAAAUAGGUGUUUCUGAGAGCUGGAUAAGAGUUGUGUGUAUAAGUUGUAAAGGGUUAAUUUUUUCUUACUUGGUGGCCAGCAUGGUCUUGUUAUUUGUGAGGAAUAGCACUAUUUUUUUUAUUAAAGUAUCAAAAUUACUUUGAAUUUUAUCAUUUUGAUAGCCCAAGGACUGUGCUUCUCAAGGCUUC